Molecule: messenger RNA, 456 nt
Organism: Suillus clintonianus
Lineage: Eukaryota; Fungi; Basidiomycota; Agaricomycetes; Boletales; Suillaceae
Exons: 5
Coding region: 1-456 (151 amino acids)
Source: RefSeq, a predicted model, not a curated record
AUGUAUCGGCAGCACUCGGUCGUCGUGGGCUUUGGGGCCAGCGCGUCAGGGUAUUUUUAUUUCCCUGUGCAAUCAUUGUUCGCCCUGGGAGAAAGUACUUCCCAAGAGAUGAGCGCUGAUCUGAAGAGAAGCUCUCAUUUUGACCAACUUAUGAAGGCCAGGACGCGGAAUGUAACAGGAGAAGACUACUCAUUCAGUGAGGAGGGCUCGAAGGCCUACGCAGUCAACCCACAUAAUGGCGGAACAAUGAAGACUGUGACACCCUGUGCAUCAUGCCGUAUCAUUGGGGGCGAAAAUUUGCCGAGUAUGCACAAGGAGUGCCGUUGCAGUCAGAAAGAAGGACUGAUACAUUUGCAUCUGACUUAUGAAGCAAGUCAACGAGUACCGGAGUAUCAAAUGGCUUACAGUCUUCCAGAAAUAUAUAUUGAGGCUGUGAAGAUUGCGCCGAACUUGUGA